Molecule: messenger RNA, 1551 nt
Organism: Closterium sp. Naga37s-1
Lineage: Eukaryota; Viridiplantae; Streptophyta; Zygnematophyceae; Desmidiales; Closteriaceae
Source: the annotation of a GenBank genome assembly
AUGGAUUGCUUGGACGCGCCUCAAACGGGGGAGCCGUCUUUCGACGCGCCGCCUCAAGUGACGGCGGGAGAACCGUCAUGCUUAGAUGCGCUUCUAACGGGCGAACUUCCAACCGUUGAGGUUGAUUUUGAGAAUUCUCAAAAUCAACCGUUCCAAACCGGGGAACUUCAAACCGUGCCGGCGGAUUGGAGCAGCAUCAGCAGGGAGGAGCUCCGCCUGAUCCAAGAAGCGCUGCAGCGCGCCGAGCAGCCCGGACUGGGAAAUUCCGAGGCAGCUUCAAUCGCGGAGAAGCAAGGGCUGCGUGAGUUCGACCCAGCUUCAAGCGCGGAGAAGCAAGGGCUGCGUGAGUUCGACCCAGCUUCAAGCGCGGAGAAGCAAGGGCUGCGUGAGUUCGACCCAGCUUCAAGCGCGGAGCGCGCAGGGAUGGUGCUAAUGCCAUUAGUGGAGGGUGAGGGAGAGAGUCCGGAUGGAGUAAUAGCACCCGCAGCAGGGCUUUUGAGGCAGGAUCAUGGAAGUGGGGCUCUGGGGGAUUUAUCCCCUCCCAUACCCCUGCUGACUCAGACUCGGAAUGACGAGACUCAUCGUUCCCUUCCCGUGCUUCCUGCGCCGCUGCUGACUCAGCAUCUGCCGCCCAAUCAGCAGGUGCCAACUCAGCCGACUUCACAGCUCGGCACCUCUCCUCCUCCAUCUGCGUGUCUCUCCUUCCCCUCGCCAUCCGUUCCCGUCGUCCUCAACCGCUCAUCAACCUUAGGAGCCCUCAGAUUUCCGACCGCUGCUAUUGCGACUGCUGCUGCUGUUGAACCACGCGCUGCUGCUGCUGCUGCUGCUGCUGCUGCUGCUGCUGCUGCUGCUGUUUUCUCUAGCAGCAGCAGCCACGUUUUCACCGAGAAAAUACCGGGUUGUAUCGCCAAGGUCGAUACGCCCUGGAGCACAGCAGUAGCCCUUCCUGCUAUGGCCGCUCCCGCCCCUGCAACAAGCGUGGCAAGAAUCACUCCUGCUUCAGAGCCUUCCUGCUUGACUGCUGCUGACACUGCUGCUGCGCCUGCUGCUGCAAUCACUUUCUCAAGCUACUCUGGCAUGUGCCGCACACGUCCAGGCAUGAGCCCCACACACUCUGACCUGGGCUCCACACAGUCUGACGUGUGUCCCACACGUGCUGGCGUGCGCCUGCCACAGCACCCAUUGGACCGGCUUGCUGCUGCUUUCGCACAGCCUCUGCCGCUUCCUUUUGAAAUGGCGCGUGGGGUGGGACUUGACGACGGGUGCGUGGAUGCUUUUCCCCCUGCUGCUACUGCUGCUAUUGAUGGUGGUGCUGCUACUGGUGGUCGAGCAGGGGCUGUUGCAGCGGCAGCAGGGGCGAGGCAGAUCACGGGGAAGAGUGCUACAGAGAAACAUCGGCGGUCCAAAAUAACUGACCGAUUAGAAGCUCUCAAGGCAGUGAUACCAGCGGAGGUGCUGCUGAGGCAGCAGGGCCAGGCGGGGUUCAGCAAUCGCACGCAGAUAGCCACUCUCCUGGAUGUGUCAGAAUCUAGCAGCAGGGAUGAACUAUGA